This is a messenger RNA of Branchiostoma belcheri (Belcher's lancelet), 1579 nucleotides long. Its product is annotated as arrestin domain-containing protein 3-like. Lineage: Eukaryota; Metazoa; Chordata; Leptocardii; Amphioxiformes; Branchiostomatidae. Gene Ontology annotation, cellular component: cytoplasm. The record is from RefSeq and is a predicted model, not a curated record. The transcript has 7 exons. Gene Ontology annotation, biological process: protein transport. The coding region runs from base 87 to 893 and encodes 268 amino acids.
CCAGGCACCAUAGUAACUCCAUAAGAUUAUGUCAGGGAAGCAGAACAAGACAGAGACGUCUUUUACAUGACUAGCACCAGUCAGCCAUGGGGAAGUUAAAGUCGUUUGUCGUCACUUUCGACAACAACAAGGACGUGUACCAGGCAGGGGAGAUCGUCAGCGGGAAGCUGAUCGCAGACGUUACCGAAGGAAUAAAAGCCAGAGGUUGUAAUGAAUAUAAGAUGCCUUCAGGAAAUCAGAACUCCAAGACUCUGUGCUGCCUGUGCUGCGCAUCGGGACCGAUCGAACUGCAGGCACAGACAGACAGGGGUGGGUACUGUCCCGGGGAGAGGAUUGUUGUAAAGGGGUCAGUGGAAAACAACAGCAACACCAGGAUCACCAAGACAACGGCAAAGAUUGUACAGACGGUGACGUUCUAUGCUACCAGAAAGUCCAGGUCCUCCCACAGCACUCUGAGUAAGACUGUAGGACUUGGCUGUAGGGCUCGUCUGUCCGAGAACAUCGCAGAACUGGUUCUUCCAAUACCCGUCGUUCCCCCCUCUGAGCUGAGAUAUUGUAACAUCAUUGACAUCAAAUAUGUGGUUCUGGUUACUGCACACAUUGAAGGAGCCCACCUGAACCUUAAAGUUGAACUCCCCUUUACAAUUGGCUCCGUGCCACUGACGACACAAUAUGGUGGUCCCCAGCCGGCGUAUAACAGUACAACAAUACCAGGAGUGCCGGACUACCUGGGAGCAACAGCACCACCUCUACCUCCUCCGCCCACAUACGCAGAGGUGACAGGGGGUGGUGUCAACAUUCGGGACAGCAACGACAGCGAGUACACCAUGGGACAACUCACCUACGCUCCAAAGUACAUGUACUAUGACUGGAGCCAACACCCUCAGCCGUAAUACAGUAGGAUUCUUUAUUGACACAACAAAAAUGUACAGAUUUUGCUUUGUUACUAAUAGAAUUAUACAAUUUUUGUAUAUAUAUAUCUUGAAGGCGGGAUCGUAAUUGAUUGGUUAUCGUAUCCACUUGGUAUGAUCCGGGGUUCGUCCAGAAUUGUCCAAGACCAUUGUAAUUCAGAAUGUCGUUUACGUGGUUAAGCCAAUCGUGUUUACCAGAAUAUAAAACAUUGUAUGCUUCACGAAGUAAGCUGUCUUCGGGCAAGUUUACAAAACGAUGCCAGUAUUUUAUUAAUUGUAUUUCAGUAUCUAUUAUUAUUGGAAAGGUUUCUAGUUCUCCGCGAACACCAUCAUUUGAUGCUUUUGUAUUAACUCUAAGUAAAAAUUUUUGAAAGUUCAUAUCGAUGGCAUCAAAUUCUGGAAUAUAUUGAGAAAGAUGUAUAUCUUCAAUUGAAAAGUUGUCGUUAUAUAUAGUAUUCAGGACCUGUAAUUUUGUACACGUACGUAUAUGCUGUGUGCCCUCCCUGUUGCUAGACACCACCUCAGCAUUACGUAUGCACCUAAAGAUAAUGAUGCUAUCACUAGCCUGGGGCUAUUUCUUUGUUGCACAACUUGUCCGGUCGGUUUGUGGGGAACCCUGGCGGAUCUUAAGAAACUUGCAGCCAACACUUCGCCAAUGACUUACUUUA